Molecule: messenger RNA, 513 nt
Organism: Tupaia belangeri chinensis (Chinese tree shrew)
Lineage: Eukaryota; Metazoa; Chordata; Mammalia; Scandentia; Tupaiidae
Gene: NDUFA6
Product: NADH:ubiquinone oxidoreductase subunit A6
Exons: 3
Coding region: 43-429 (128 amino acids)
Biological process (GO): response to oxidative stress
Cellular component (GO): respiratory chain complex I
Source: RefSeq, a predicted model, not a curated record
ACUGGUGAGGGGGUGGGACUAGGAGGUAGUUUCUUCAGCAAAAUGGCGGUGAGCGGCGUCCGCCGGGCUGCGGCCGUGGCCCCCACAGCCGUGAAGCCCAUUUUCAGUCGGGACAUGAACGAGGCCAAACGGAGGGUGCGCGAGCUCUACCGCGCCUGGUAUCGGGAGGUGCCGCACACUGUGCACUUAUUCCAGCUAGACAUCACUGUGAAACAGGGACGGGAUAAAGUUCGAGAAAUGUUUAUGAAGAAUGCCCAUGUCACAGACCCCAGAGUGGUAGAUCUUCUGGUCAUUAAGGGAAAGAUGGAACUGGAGGAAACGAUUAAAGUGUGGAAGCAGCGGACACACGUUAUGAGGUUCUUCCAUGAAACAGAAGCACCAAGGCCAAAGGAUUUCCUGUCCAAGUUCUACAUUGGUCAUGACCCGUGAAGUCCCUCAGUGGAAAGGUGCAUGUUGAUAUUUAAUUAUUUUAGAAUACAAAUAAAUUCAUUAUAUGAUGGUCACUUUGAUAGA